UUGAAUCGAGUAUUUCAGAAGCAACAGCUGCUAUAGAAUAUUCUUGUCCAAGUAUUUUCAACUUGUUGGAAGAUGCAUUCUCUGUACUUUUUGCUCAUUGUUUUAAUUUCACUCUGCUAUACAUAUGGAGAAAACAGUUUUUCAGGCCAUGUAUGUUCAAGAAAGAUUGUAAAAUACAGAACAAGCUAUUACUGCAGCUGUAAAAGACUAUGGUGGUGUUGUGGGCGAAGUGCAAGAAAUACUCCAUACUACGCUUCAGAAAUGGUAUGCUGUCCUGGAUGGAUGCAUACUGGUGAUAAAAACUGUUCGACGGCUAUUGUUGUGAAAAGUCAACAAAACACAACAGAAGCUUUAUCCCAAGACAAUACUACUACCGAAGCCGGAAUUAAUGCUCCAACGUCUACACAACUGUUGACUAGCGAGGAAGUAACAACUAUACUCCCGGCGACAACGAUGGAAUUCAAAACAAAUGAUGAUAUGUCCACCACAUCUUCAAUGACUACACCAAUGAAUAACAAACAGACGACAAUACUUGAAGAAUCAAUGACUACACCAAUGAAUAACAAACAGACGACACCACUUGAAGAAUCAAUGACUACACAAAUGCAAAACAAACAGACGACACUUGAAGAAAACGAUGAAGUUUUAUUCCAAGAUACAACAUCUACCGAAGUCCGACGUACUACUCCCACUUCUACGGAGACUAUGACUAGUGAGGAAUCAUCAACUAUGCUCACUGCGACAACAGAGGAUUUCAAGACAAAUGAGGAAACAACAACUAUGCUCACUGCGACAACAGAGGAUUUCAAGACAAAUGAGGAAACAACAACUAUGCUCACUGCGACAACAGAGGAUUUCAAGACAAAUGAUGAUAUGACAUCGACAUCUCCGAUAACUACUACAAGGAAUAAUAAACAGACGAAACAACCCCAAGUUGAAGCAAACGGAAGUACUGAGUUUGUUUGCCCAGAGACGUUUGGAUAUUUUGCUGAUAGUACUGAUUGUACCAAGUUCUACUUAUGCAGCUGGAACGAUGAAUAUUCAUUUGACUGCCCACCAGGGACCCACUGGAAUCAGACCAUUACAACUUGUGACUUCGGAGAUGACUGUUAACAAUGAAACUUAUACAGUU
Messenger RNA from Mytilus trossulus (common blue mussel), 1132 nucleotides. RefSeq lists its product as uncharacterized. The record is from RefSeq and is a predicted model, not a curated record. Gene Ontology annotation, molecular function: chitin binding. Lineage: Eukaryota; Metazoa; Mollusca; Bivalvia; Mytilida; Mytilidae. The transcript has 6 exons. The coding region runs from base 73 to 1113 and encodes 346 amino acids. Gene Ontology annotation, cellular component: extracellular region.